AUGUCUAUUGAUUCAGGCUAUUGGAAAAAUGCUGUGACCUUCGUUUCCGUUUCCCUAGCGGCAUACACAUCUUGGAAGUACUAUCAAGCAGUUCUUCGUAGGGAUACACCUCCAGUCAAACAAAGUGUAGAUGAACUAAUCGGUAAUACCCCAUUAGUGCUUAUAAAAUCUUUGUCCAAGGCUACAGGUACUCAGAUCUAUGCAAAAAUGGAAUUAUGCAACCCAGCUGGAAGUGCAAAGGAUAGAGUCGCAUUUAACGCUAUUAGAGAGGCUGAGCAAGAUGGUCGAUUGAUAAAAGGCGAACCGGGUUGGGUUUUUGAAGGUACCAGUGGAUCUACAGGAAUCUCCAUUGCACUUUUAUGCAAUUCUUUAGGCUACAGAGCUCAUAUCUCAUUACCUGAUGAUACUUCAAAUGAAAAAUUAUCACUUUUAGAAAGUUUGGGGGCUACUGUUAAUAAGGUUAAACCUGCGAGUAUUGUAGAUCCUAAUCAAUAUGUGAAUGCUGCAAAGAGAGCUUGUGAAGAAUUGGUUAAGAAGGGUGGAAGGGGAAUCUUUGCCGAUCAAUUUGAAAAUGAAGCUAAUUGGAGAAUUCACUACGAGACCACUGGUCCUGAAAUUUAUAAACAAAUGAAUGGUCUAAUAGAUGGGUUUGUCGCAGGCUGUGGUACUGGUGGUACCAUUACAGGUGUUUCCAAAUAUUUGAAAGAAAGAAUAUCUCCUCAUGUAGUAUUAGCAGAUCCACAAGGUUCAGGUUUUUAUAAUAGAAUAAAUUACGGCGUUAUGUAUGACAAAGUGGAAAAGGAAGGUACUAGAAGAAGACAUCAAGUGGAUACAAUGGUCGAAGGAAUUGGUCUGAAUAGAAUUACAAGAAAUUUUGAAUUAGGUGAACACUACAUCGAUGAGUCUAUUAGAGUCACUGAUGACCAGGCAUUAAAGAUGUCAAAGUUUUUAUCGGUACAGGAUGGGCUAUUCAUUGGUAGUAGUACGGCAAUUAAUGCUGUAGCUGCAGUGAAACUCUCUAGAAAGCUGGGAAAAGGUUCUCGCAUUGUUAUAAUUGCAUGCGAUUCAGGUUCAAGGCAUCUAAGUAAGUUCUGGAAGACAGCUAAAGAUGUGGAUCGUGAUAUAUCCCUUGAGCAAGUAAUGGUAGAUUAA
This is a messenger RNA of Zygosaccharomyces rouxii, 1152 nucleotides long. RefSeq names its product putative cysteine synthase (gene MCY1). The record is from RefSeq and is a predicted model, not a curated record. Bases 1 to 1152 code for a protein of 383 amino acids. Lineage: Eukaryota; Fungi; Ascomycota; Saccharomycetes; Saccharomycetales; Saccharomycetaceae. Gene Ontology annotation, molecular function: cysteine synthase activity. The transcript has a single exon. Gene Ontology annotation, cellular component: cytoplasm.